AUGUCAAUGCCUAUCAGCGGCAGCGAAGCGGCACGGCUCUUCGACAUCCCAGGCGAGAUACUUCAGAUGAUCUUUCGGGAAGCCUUCAAGAACCUGCGGCUGGACUGCAAGUACCGGCCCUCCACUCGCAUGGUCAUGGUGGCAUAUCCGUCGUGUUUGCGGGUUUCGAAGAAGUAUUUCGCAGAGGCCAGGAUCCCAUUGCUGCGCGAGGCGACCAUCGAUCUGCAUGACGAUAUCAUUCCUGGACUCAGCAUCGCUUCCCGGUCACAGAAAUCUCCAGUUCGCUCAUCACACUUUUCGCCAGAUUUUGCCUUGAUCCAACAUCUUCGGGCCACUAUCAUGCCGAGCUAUUUGGACACGGCUGCAUGGCGGUAUGCGAUGCGUGCUACACCGCGACUGCGAGCCUUGACCCUAUUCUAUGAAUUCGCAAUUCAGUUACUUCGCGGACCUGAAUGGUCAACCGUGAAGCUCACUGAUUACGGCCGGACCAUCAUCAAGAACGAAAUGCAAGAAUCUAUAUGCCGCUGGCUCAAGAUUGCGCCUUGGAACGAUCUGAUUCAGCAGUGUUUCGAACGGCACGAGGACCUCGAGUUCUUUAUAGAGCGGAAAGUGAUCGGCCACCACCACACAGAGGACAAGCAUGGGUACCGACACUUUCACAUUUCGACAGCCAUUCUCAGCACACGUACCUGGGAGUUGGAGGUCAUGCCAGGCAAAGACAAUCAUCUCUCGGAUAAGUCGGUCCCGGAAUUUACGGUGCGACUGGAUCCAGCGGUCGCGAAGAAAUGGGUCGAAAAGUUUGGUCGCUGA
This is a messenger RNA of Cyphellophora attinorum, 810 nucleotides long. RefSeq lists its product as uncharacterized. Lineage: Eukaryota; Fungi; Ascomycota; Eurotiomycetes; Chaetothyriales; Cyphellophoraceae. The transcript is spliced from 3 exons. The record is from RefSeq and is a predicted model, not a curated record. Bases 1 to 810 code for a protein of 269 amino acids.